Opisthocomus hoazin is the source of this 1470-nucleotide messenger RNA. RefSeq names its product coiled-coil domain containing 125 (gene CCDC125). Lineage: Eukaryota; Metazoa; Chordata; Aves; Opisthocomiformes; Opisthocomidae. Gene Ontology annotation, biological process: negative regulation of Rho protein signal transduction; negative regulation of cell motility. Gene Ontology annotation, cellular component: cytoplasm. The record is from RefSeq and is a predicted model, not a curated record.
AUGGAGGAAGCAGAAGAGGACGACAUGACGUGUGGAGACUUGGGAAAUGGGCUUGGGAGAAGACCUGUAGCUGUGUAUGCAGGCGAAAAUUCACAAAACUCGUGUUUACUGAGAUCGAGGAGGGGAUCUGGAAAGGAAGACGGUGAUGCUGCAGCUCUUCCCAGUUCAAAACGCAGCAGUUUUUACGAUGGAACAUCUAAAAAGCCUGCUACUAGUUCCACACGACAGAACAGCUGUGAAUCUAGUACUGAACUGUCAAAUGAAGAACUAAAGCAACAGCUUCAGGAAGCUCUAGAGGAAGUUGAACUUUUGAAAGUUGAGCUUGAAGCAUCACAAAGACAGCUUGAAGGAAAAGAUGAAGCCCUCAGAAUUCUGCAGAGCAUGGCAGUAUUUAAUAAAGCUACUAGUCACACGAAAGCAAUGCUUCAGAAAACUGAGGAAGAAAAGAGAACUUUAGAAAAGGAAAUAAAUAUUUUGCAAUGGGAAAUUGAAUUUGAUCAGGAUAGAUUUAAGAACAUGGAAGACACGUGGACAGAAAAGUAUGACAGGAUAUAUUGUGAAAAUUCAGCUCUUAAGGAAGCAUUGAAACUGAGAACUGAAGAAGUUAAAACUCUUAAAGCUGAAAAUGCAAUCCUGAAUCAGCAGUGUUUGGAAUUUCUUGCAAUGCUAGAUGUGAAACAACAGAAGGUUGUUCAGGAAAACAUGUCCUUGAAUAAAAGUGGCAUUAUGGAUUUUACAGGUCUUGAACUGGCAGUUCUUGGAGCCUGCACCUGCAAUACUUCUGGGGGGCAACCUUGUCCCUGUGCUAAAAUGGCAGCUGUAACUCGAAAGCACCUUCUUCAUCUCAAGCGAGAGAUUGAAAAUCUGAAGAAGAGUAAAGAUGAAGCAUAUAUAAUGGCAGAUGCCUUCAGAAUUGCAUUUGAGCAGCAGCUAAUGCAGAGGAAGGACCAAGCCCUGAGGCUUGCAGAAGUGAUAAAGAUUAAGAAGGGAACAAAGUUUAUGAACUGGAGACGUCUGAAAGACGAUGGGCGUGUCAAGUUACCCGGGAACAGGAACAGCCUGGGACAAAAGCUAUCCGGCCUGCUCUCAUCAGACGUGGAUGGCAGGAAAGUCGAAGAGCUAGACAACCCUCACGAAGUUCUGAAGAUGCUGAUCGAUUUGGUAAAUGACAAAGAGGAGGCUCUGGCUCACCAGAGAAAGGUCAGUUACAUGCUAGCUCGAGCGAUGGAGGCGAAAGAGGCCGUUCUGGGAGAGGAUCAAGGGAACGGCGCGCUGGGGCGUCGUCGGGACGCAGCCCCGGCCUCGUCGGGCCCUGAACACGCCCGCUGCUGGAACCGUCGCUCUCAGCGCAGUGUCUCCGCAGCUCCCAGCGCAGAAACGUUGGAGAAUCCAGUGAAGACGCUUCGGAAGUCACGCUCCUGGCCCAGCGAGGCCGUGCGCCGCGCGGGAAAGGGGACGGGGCGGCAGUGA